Molecule: messenger RNA, 21352 nt
Organism: Xyrichtys novacula (pearly razorfish)
Lineage: Eukaryota; Metazoa; Chordata; Actinopteri; Labriformes; Labridae
Source: the annotation of a GenBank genome assembly
AUCAUCAUCCUGCUCCAGAGCAGAGGUAGCCUACGUCUGCUGCUGCUGAGGUGCACUCCGCGCGCCGCUCGGCCCGCCCGCCCGCCCGGACACUGCAGUGGAGGUUACCGCUCCAUCGCUGCUGCGGCUGCUCGCUCCCGACUCCGCGUCCCGCUGCAGAUUUCCCGGGUCAGGGACGAAGAGGGGACACCACCGAGAGUCAUGGCCGAGUCCAACCCGCGGUGGGGAUUCCCUCGGCUGCGCCGGGCCGCGGUAAGCUCAGACAGGAGGUGGGGAGGUGGGAUGUCUUGUACGGGGCGGUGAGGAUACUGCAGCAGAGGAGAGAGAGAGGAGAGGAGUUCAGGAGACUACUGCGACACUGAGGUUGGGAUGAGCUGCCAGUACACUGAUAACUGCAGCGGAUAUGAAGGUUUAUAUCGGUUCAGAUUUAGAUCACAGUUAAAUGUCAAAGUCUCUGUAGGGGACCAGGACAGGCCAAUGACAAAUGUGUGUUUGUUUGUGUGUGCGUGCGUCUCCGUGCGUGUGUUAGUUUGGGCUGCAACAGCAGAGACAGCUUUAGUACCGCAGUCUAACUGUGGAGAGUCUCCAAACUGUUCAGCUUUAUGUAACUGAUUUGGGGAUGUGUGUGUCAGAUACCUGCUGCCCAUAGAUCUGAAUGUCUGCUCUGUUGCUGCUUUAACACCCUCCUGUUCUGGAUUUUUAGGAGUUAAUAUACACACGUGCAUCUUAAUGAACAUGUAGGCCUAAAUGUGACUGCAUUAAUAAUUCCUCUACAGUCAUGAUCUGAUUCUGCAUGGAGGCUGCUUCAACUUUGGAUCAUACAGUGUUUGAUAUUAAAGGGAUAAUCUGGUGUAAAAUUUAUUUAGAGUCAAACACACCGUAACACCAAGUUAGACACCCCCUCCAGAGAUAAAUGUGGUCGACCGUUUGCUUCUCUAGUUAUACCAACUUUAGUAAUGACCCCACGAUAGCGAUUCACAGUGGUCUACGUCUCCACUCGCAAACCUCAACCAAAACGCCACUCUAUAGCCACAAAUAAUGCUCAGAACAGCACCUAACUUCAUAAAAAUCAUAUUAAUCAUUUUGCUGUGCAAACGUGGUAGUUCUGCCUUGGCAUCUCAGUCUGAUUGGAUUUCAGUGGAGAAAUGAUCAUAAAUGUUUUUCUUUGAGCUGCGAAACCCCACAGCAGGUCUCGCUACAAACAAGGAGGAUAGUGGGUGAGUUGUGUUUGGUCAGCCAUAGUACUAGCCACCAAACAUCUUUUUAGCUUUGCCUGAUUUCUUUAGCAAAGAGACUAAACACAACUCACCUACUCUCUUCCAGCAGCUGCUUGCUUGUAGCGAGACCUCAGACAAGUCUAUUAUGGACCUUAUCAUUUUCUUGAAGUAAUAAUCAUCAUAUUAAUCUAUAAUCACGCGGUAGUUCUUCUGCCUUAGCGUCUUGGUCUGAUUGUAUUUUUAAGAAGUAAUAAUCAUAAAUGUUCUUCCUUGAGCUGCAAAAUUCCGCUGCACUCUGUGAUUGACUCGUCAGGGCUCCCCCACAAACAAGCGGCUGCUGGAGGAGAGAAUGGCCAGUCCAUUAAGGACUGCAGUGGAGUUUCGCAGCUCAAGGAAGAACAUUUAUGAUCAUUUCUUCAUGGAAAUGCAUUCAGACUGAGACGCUAAGGCAGAAGAACUACUGCAUCUGCAGUGCAAAAUGAUUAAUAUGGUGAUUAUUACUUCAUGGAAAUGAUCAUAAAUGUUCUUCCUUGAGCUGAGUCACCCCACAGCAGUCCGUCAUGGACUGGCCUGAGGUCUCUCUACAAAGAAGAGGCUGCUGGAAGAGAGUAGGUGAGUUGUGUUUAGUCUCUUUGCUAAAGAAAUUAGUCAAAGUUAAAAAGAUGUUUGGUGGCUAGUACUGUGGCUGGGACCCUAUAUGUGCUGUUGAUGAAGUUAGGAGCUGUUCUGAGCAUUAUUUGUGGCUAUAGAGUGGAGUUUUGGUUGAUGUAUGUUGAUGGCUCCUCAGACCGCUGUGUAUUGCUAUCGUGUGGUAGUUACUCAAGUUGGUAUAACUAGAGAAGCAAGCAGUCGGCAACAUUCAUCUCUGGAGGGGGCGUCUACCUCAGUGUUACAGUGUGUUUGACCCUAACUUAAUUUUAUGCUGGAUUAUCCCUUUAAAACUCAAUACCAUCCACCUCUGUCACACAAGUGAACAGGGAGAAAGUUGUGUUAAUUUGGUCUUACAACAAGAGACUGAUCCAAAGUUCAAACUGUGAUUAUUAUAACACAUCCAAAUAUACAUUUGUGAUUUCAUUGUUAUGAUAUUGUAGUGUUGUUUCAGCAAUGGAAAAAAUAUCUUAACCAGUCAGUUUGAGCUCAUAACACUGGAAGCACAAUAAUACAAAACAAUGCUGAUGUGAUGAUAGUACAUUAUUUACUUAGCUGUCUGCUUUGAGACCAUUGAAUACCUGGUGGUCGUGGUCGCCUAUCAGAGAUCCUGUAUGUCCUUCUGCAGGAGAAAACUGCUGAGAUCAUAAAAAAGUCAAAUGAACAGAGUGAGAGAGCUCUCUUUGAGAAGACUGAGAUAAUUGGGAUGUAAGAUAGCAGGAGAAGUGAUUCAGCCAAGAGAAACUAGUGCUGACUGUAACAUUCAAAAGUGCGUGAGCAGAGAUAACCACAGGUUGGUGUUUGAGCGGAGAAGGAGAAGUGAGGAGAGAUCUGCGAGGAAACAGCAGAUUGAGUCCAGGAAGCUGACUGUCAGGCUUCCCAGAUUGACGCUGAGAGAUGCUGAUGCUGUGUUGAGCUCUGCUAGACUGUAAAGACCAACAGCAUUCAGCUGUCAGCUGCUCUGACUGACACCAGGACUCCUUGUUUAUUGUCCCAUUUUAUUCUGUCGUUCCACAAAACUCAGUUUACCACAUUGUUAGUCUGACACAAAUCAUUUCCUCAUGCGUCACAGUCCUCCCCAGUCCUAUAGCAACCUUAGUGAUGUGUAGGUCACGAAUGAACUGAUUCAAAGAGCCGGCUCUUUAACGUGAACGAUGGGCUCCGGCUCCCGUCUUUGAACCAUUUCUUAUUUCUCUCUUUUUGUUUUUGAUUUACUUUUCAGUUCAAAUAGACACCUAAAGCUGCUCUUUUGUUAAUUCCAAUACAUCUGUUUCUUUUUAUUAUGUUAUUUAUUUGAUCAUUUGUGUUUAAAUAAAUACUGAAAAUCUCAAUAAAGAUGUUUCUAUCUGCUUUGUGUAGCAGAGUGGUUCUACAAAUAAGUCAGUGCAUUCACUGGGUGGUUUUUCAGAGAGUUACAAGGGUCUGUGUAAAUGCAAUGAAAACAAUUGGCUGCAGCAAUUUACUGAUAUUAGAAAAUGUACAAAGGAUUUAUUGAAUUAUUUAAGAGGUAUGUGUACAUGUACGUACAUAUCAUAAGCCAAACAUUCUAAAUUUGGCUGAAUUAGAAAAUGUAUAAGUGGUAAAAUAAAGAGACGUUUGGGAGCCGAAAGAGCCGGCUCUUCUUAGCGAAUGAUCUGGCUCACUAAAAAGAGCCGUAAUUCCCAUCACUAUUAGGAAUGGAUUGGUUUCUAUGCUUCAAAGAUUGGUUUAAAUUUGUCGCUUCAGAGAGAAAUAGAAAUUUAUCAACUAUUUGUGAAUUGAAAGCAUUCGUAAAAAUCUCCUGAAAUCUAAUCGAAGAGUGCGCAGCUCCAGGAUGUUUCACUGAAUGAUCUGUUUAAAUGGUUUCCUCUUGUUGUCUCUCUUUGUUAUGAUUGUCGACCUCUUUAGACGUCAUUUCCAGGCAAUCUGCAUUUGGUGUUGGUGCUCCGCCCCACUGGCCUGUUAAGCACCACCCCCAGUCCGUCUUCGAGCACGGACCUGGGCUUCCGCUUCAGCCAGGAUGAUUUCCUGCUCAAGAUGCCGGUAAGACGAGGGGAUUCGAAACAUCUUCGUGAUACAUACAUCUGAACCUGUUUUUCUCUUCAUAUGUAUUCAUGGAUUUAAAAAAGCGUAUCACCAUCUGCAACUAUAUGCUGCCAAACAAGCAGACGCCACAUAAUGUCCCUCAGUUAAAUCAAUAUUUAGGUAUUGUACCUGUUUCAGUGCGUGUCCUGUGUCUCUGCUUUUGUAGGUGGUGAUGUUGCGUUCAGUGGGGGACCUGCUGCGCUACAUCGAUGAAAACCAUCUCACAUCAGACUUCACUGCGAAAGUGGAGUACUGCCAAAGUGACUGGAUCGUCCUCCGCACGGUGAGCACCUCUGUCUGAAAAAUAAACACGACAAGAAACAAAUCGGACGAAUCAAACACUGACAGACAGCAGCAGGAUGAAAUAGUCCUGCUUAGUUUACUUUAGGGUGACCAUACGUCCUCUUUAACCUGGACAUGUCCUCCUUUUGGGGGAGUUUAUGAAAUCCUUUAAACGUCCGGGGUUUUGUGUGGAAGUUUUGACUUGACCCGAGCCAAAAAACCCUCAAAAUUUUGUGCGACUCCACUCCAUGUCGUAGUGUCCUCUCUUUAGGGAUUCACUCUAGUCUACUUCUUUUCACAUGAAUCGUAAAUGUUGAAUGUUUGCUCACAUGUCUGUUUUGUGUGUUUUUAAAGGCCAUUGAGACCUUUGCUGUGACGGUGAAGGAGAUCGCCCAACUGCUGCAGAGCUUUGGAUCAGAGCUGUCUGAGACCGAGCUGCCAGAUGAAGCCAGUGCCAUCGAGUUCCUGCUGCACUCGCACACACAUCGAUACCGGCAGAUGAAGGUUGUCGUCUCUGUCUUUGUGUAGAUUUUGAACUCGAAUCUUUGCACUUGUUUAACGCCCGCGUCUGUCUCCCCUCAUCGCUUGUCUCGUUGUUUCAGGACGAUAUCAGGAAUGUGUUGAAAGAAGGACGCCUGCUGCUGUCAAACCUGGAGACUGUCAAGGCCUCGAAGAGAGACGAGGAGGAGGAGAGAGACAUUAGAGGAGACAUGGACACAGUGCAAAGGUACAGAAAGAAGAAAAUGAGACCCAUAAAGAUGAUAUGAGAAGUCAUCUCAGUUCGAGGUGUAAUUUCUUGGUAAAUAUUUGAUUAUCGUCUGCGCACAUGUUUGUUUUAGGCUCCUGGCUCAGCUCAGAGACAUGGAGGAGGCGUUUGACGGUUUCUUUGAGAAACACCAUCUGAAGCUGCAGCAGUACCUCCAGCUGCUGCACUAUGAAAUGAGUUUCCAACAGGUCUGAUGAUCACUCACAUUAUCCCUGAGUCUGUGUUUCACCGCAGUGAUGACUAAUUGUGAGGAUGUGUGGGUUUGUGUAGAUGGAUGAGGUCCUCGAGAAGCUCACGAACCAGGAGAAGGAGAUCUCCUUUGUGGGGACUACGGUGGUCCAGACGGAGCAGCUGCUGAAAGAUCUGGAGAUGUUGGACGCACAUGCUGAGGUCACACAGAGUCAUAUCCUGGUCGCAAGUUUAUGAUUUAUGACUGGGCAGAAAAAAACAAACUUCCUUAACAAGCAGAACCAGAGUCUUUGGUACAUUUAAAAAUUUAAGUAACAACAGGUGACUCAGACUUCUGGCCGAGGUGACCACAAUUAUGGAAGCAUAUUGCAUUCACUUAAAAAAAAAAAAGGAAGGAAACAGGUUUUUUUUAGUAUUUUUUGUAUGUUUUUGCAGUAAUACUUACUAAUUUUUUUCUUCUUUCUGUUUUUCUGACAAUUUUUUUUCCCAACUAAGCGAGAUACUUUAAAAUUCUGUGAGAAUCUCAUACAAUCAGAUAAAGUAAACCACUGUGGCUGCUCCAAAUCAGUGGAUCCCAGAGAAAAGGAAAAAAAAACUAGUCUGAAAAACAAAACAAAACAAAACAAGAAAACAGCCUGAAAAACAGGGUAAAAAUAUAUUUAAAAAACAGAAAAGAAAAGAAAAUGUCCAAAAAAAGAAAAAAGAAAAAAAAUUACUCUAAAAAACAGGAAAAAUUAGUCCGAAAAACAGAACAGAAAAAAUUACGCUAACAGAAAAAAAAUUACUUUAAAAAACAGAAAAAAAGAAGUCUGAAAAACAGAACAUUUUGGUGAAUGCAAUACACUUCCGUCUUCUGUAAAAGAAAACAUUGUAGUUCCCUAAAAGUGAUAAUUUCUUGCCUUGUUGCUGUUUCUUUUUUAAGACUUAAACUUUAAUUUACGGCUCUUUGUUUUUAGCUGUCCUGGUUUUUGUCCUCCCUUUGAAAAACGUUAAAGUUCACCAACAUGUUUUUCUUUUUUGAGCAAGAAAAUUCAGAAUUUCUUGAAAAAUAAAACCAAACUAAAUAUUAAUUUAAAUUAGUUAUAAAGCAGUAUGGAAGAAGAUAAGGGCCACUGAAAAAAAAGUCAAAUAAACCUCAGAAUUCUGACUUUUUUUUCUCUUAAUAGUUAUUAAAAAAUUAUACUGGACCUUUUUUUUUUUCCGGUGUCCCUAAUCCUCUUCCAUACUGCUGUUAAUUUGACAUUGCCCGUCCAAAACCCUCAUAUGUGUGCGUUUGUGUAUCAGGAGGAGAUGGCUCGCGCCCAGGUUGUGAUUCUGCACGGUCACCAGUUGGCCGCCAACCACCACUACGCUCUGGCGCUCAUCGUCCAACGCUGCAAUGAGCUGCGGCAUCACUGUGAUGUCAUCACCAACGCCAUACGAACCAAGAGGGCCUCACUGACUCGAGCGCGGGACCUGCUGCACCGCCUGGAGGGGGUAAAAAAAACUGCUGACACAGGGACACACAAACACACACUCAAACACUUACACAUGCAGAGUGAGUGUGACUGCAGUACAAACAUGAAUCGAUCUCUUUGAGUUUUGUUGUGUCAGGACAUUUUUAGUAUGAAACACAGUUGUUUAGACCCUUUUUCUUCAUCCUGUUUCUUUAUUUUGUUUGAGUUUCAAAUUUCUGUCUAUAAACGUGAAUCAGUUGUGUACAUAUGUGUGUCUUUACCUGUUUUGUAUGUUCGCAGGCCCUCCGGUGGUGUGAUGAAGGCGCUUAUCUCCUGGCGAGUCAAAUGGUGGACAAGUUCCAAACCAGAGAGGGAGCUCAGGAGGCGCUGCAGUACCUGAGCUGUCACCAGGAGAGGGCGCCGUCUGCUCUGAAAAGCAGCCAGGACAUUCUGAGCCUGGAGUUUGAAGCCAUACUCACCCCACAGCUGCAGGUUACACACCUCAACCGAAGCGAAUACACAAAAAAACACUUACCUACUGCUCACUUCAACUCACUGUGCUCACUGUCUUCCUGUGUCUCUCUCUAGUCCCAGAUCUCCAUGGUGACAGAGAAGCUGAAUACGAUGCAGAGCAUGAUCAGAAACAGGGAGCAGUGUUUGAGGAAGCUGGCAGAUGUUCAGGUCCGACCAAUUCAGCUGGUGGCUCCCAGACCAGAGCCAGACCAAACCUCCCAGCGCUGCAAGUCCCCCCUCUUCUCCCCCAAACAUGGUAAACAUUUUGGGGGAACUUUUCCACACAUUUGUAAUUCAAGAAAUUCCCUCAGAGAUCCUGACACAGAUGGAGCAGAGUAAAAAUCAAGAAGUAUCUCCUCUCAUGGCUUCAACAUGAAGCCGUCUGCCGUCUGCGUUAUCUCUGAGCUUCACUCUCACUUAUAUUUGUGUGUUUCUCUCCACAGGAGUAGACUUUAAUGUCCUCAACUCCAAAUUCUCUUUUGACCUGCUCCCUGGAAAAAGAGCUGCGAGACGGAACAACAGCCAGCGUAAGGUACGUGAAGUUUUAGCUUCUUUGAAUCUGCUCAUGAUCACUUUAGAGUGAUUCUGUCUGACUUAAAGGGAUAUUCCGGAGUAAAUUUAAGUUAUGGUCAAACAGAGCGGAGUUUCGCAGCUCAAGGAAGAACAUUUUUGAUCUUUACUUCAUGGAAAUGCAAUCAGACCGAGACGCUAAGGCAGAAGAACUACCGUGUCUGCAGUCCACAUACAAGAUUCUCAAGAACUCUGAUUGCAUUUCCAUGACGUAAAAAUAAAAAAUGUUCUUUCUUGAGCUGUGAAACUCCGCUGCACUCUGUGAUCGACUUGUCAGGGUCUUUGCAAACUGUUUGGAGGGAAUAUUGAUUAUCAUUCUGUUAAAGUAUCAAUCUAUUAAAGGUUAAAAUGUGACAGAACUUUGCUCAAAAUGUGUCCAAAGCUCAAAGAUGAGACUUUUUAUUUCCUUUGUGUUUUAUCAGAUUGAGGUGAUGCACGAUUUUCAAGGUAACCGCAGCUGUUUGUACGGAUCCACGACUGAGACCGAGUCAGAGACAGAGGACAAUCCAGAGCAGGUCACACGGUGGGCGAUCUCUAACUCUUGACCUGCUGUGACACCCUUGAACCGUUUUUGUCUGUUUGUUUACACUCUGCAGUUUUGAGAAGUUCUUGACUAAUUUUUAUCCCCUUGUUAUUUUGUAGUCAUAUCAUGAAGGAGCUGAUUGCGACAGAGAGGAUCUACGUGGACGAGCUGCUCUCUGUUCUUCUGGUGAGUUUAUCAAGAAAGAGAUGAGGACGAAUUACAAAAUUGAACUCUGCAGAAUUUUAACAGAAAAUCAGGGGUGUCCCGAUACAACUUUUUUAACUUCCGAUAUGAUACCGAUAUUUUAGCCUUCAUUAUUGGCCGAUACCGAUAUUGGCACAAAAUUGUGUUUGACUAGUUUUUUACUCAGCUGCAACGUCUUUUUCGGACUUUAACGAAAAAUACUGCCUCACAGCCGACAUCACUCUUCCUCCUUGCUACUUUGUUAUUACCUUACGCUGCGUUCGAGUUACCUCAGAAGUCAGAUGUUGGAGCUGAAAAUGACGUCACACCCGAGUUACCAGCAUUUCAGUUACCAAGUCGGAAAUAGGCAAAAUCGGAGGCGGAAACAAGAUGGCUCAGUCUACGAAAGUUAUUUUAGCACUUGCAUUGUCCGAAUAUAACAAGGACAAGGCAAACGCUAAAAUAAAUUUCGUAAAUGUUGCCAUCUUGUUUCUGCCUCCGAUUUUGCUUUCUCGACUUCGCUGGUAACUUGGGUGUGGAGUCAUUUUCAGCUCCGACAUCUGACUUCCGAGGUAACUCAAAUGCAGCAUAAGGUACUAACAAAGUAGCAAAGAGUAGGAGUGAUGUCAGCUGGGUGGCAGUAUUUUUUGUCAAAGUCAGAAAAAAAGACGUUGCAGCUGAGUGAAAAUCUUGUCAUACACAUUUUUGUGCCAAUAUCGGUAUCAGCCAAUAUUGAAGACAACUGGAAUGGACUGGCUGUAUCGGGGUGCUGAUAUCGGAGAUUUUAGAUGCAGACUGAUAAUAUCCGAUAUUCUUUUUGUGCUGAUAUCGGACCGAUAUCUGAUAUUAAUAUCGUAUGAGGAUAUCCUCUUUCCUCUUUCUCCAAUGAUCGUAAAUCUUCACUUUUCAUUUUCUCCUCUUCGACCUCACUGUCCUCCUCCUCUUCUUGAUCCCUUUACCCCUCCUUGUUAUUUAUUUAUUCCCUCUUGACCUUUCAUCCUCUUUCCUCUCCUUUUUUCAUGUCACACCCUCCCCCCCUUUCUCACUGUAUUUAUCAUUUCCCCUCUUUUUUCCCCCCUCUCCAUUUACUAGGGCUACAGGGCAGAAAUGGAGGAUCCGUCCAUGUCUAAUCUUCUCCCCUCGGCUCUACGCAGCCAGAAGGACCUUCUGUUUGGCAACAUGCCGGAGAUUUACCAGUUCCACAGCAGGCGAGAAACACACACACUCACACACACAGACACACACACACUGAGCUGACAAGCUGUCACACACUUGUCCUUGUCUCUUGAUCUUUUCAUGCCAAUCUUUCUCCCUUUCAUUCCCCCCUUGGAUUGGAUUUUCUCCUCUCAGGAUUUUCCUCCAAGAUCUGCAGGGUUGCCUGGAGACGCCGGAGAGGGUGGGGGGUUGUUUCCUGAAGCGGGUGAGGAAACGAGAAGUCAAAAAAAAAGAAAAAAAAACUUUAUAUGAAGAGUAAGAUCUGGCAUGUCUUCAUGUUUAUGGUGUGUAAUGUGUGUGAACAGAAAGAGAAGUUCCAGGUGUACGAGCGCUACUGCCAGAACAAGCCUCGCUCUGAGUUGCUAUGGAGACAGUGCUCUGAUUCGCCAUUCUUCCAGGUAGUUUUGUGCUUUUGAUGUGUCCCAUUAAUGGUGUGAAAGUCACAGUCCUCAUCUUUGCUUCUUCUAUAUCUCUCUCCCUCUCUCUCUCUAUUGAUGCAGGAGUGCCAAAAGAAGCUGGACCACAAGCUCGGUCUGGACUCUUACCUCCUGAAACCAGUCCAGCGUCUGACAAAGUACCAGCUGCUACUUAAGGUUGUGCUCAUUCAUCAUUAGCCUGUCAGUGAUGAAAGUCUGCUCUGGGCGCAGAACCGUGAAUGUUUGUGGUUAGUUUUAUCUGCCACCGCAUGAGGCGGAGGUACUUUAAACGAGCAGCUGAGCUCGGCUUCCCAGAGCAAAACUGAAACUGACUGAUGAUAUCGAUGUGCAGAGACCGAAACUGAUCCGGACACCUCAGUAAAUCAAAGCCAACGAGCUCAUUUGAAAAAAAGGAUCAUCUUGGCACAGAGGAUGCAUCUUAUUAGGACCGUGAUCGUCUUCGCAAACUGAUGAAUAAGAAUAUCAGAGGAAACAGGAGAAUGUUUGUACAUGCAGACGAUCGUACAGCUCGAGAUGAAACAAACUAAUCUGGAUAAUCUGAAAACCGCUCACAGGACUCGACAGUGCGACCAUUUCGAUCACAUUUGCGACUAAAAACAGAUGUGUGCGAAUUGUAAAAUGUAUUUAGAUGCGCAUAAAAAAAUUAACCGAGGCAACAAAUGUUUUUUCAUGUGGUGAAGUUAGUUUUAGGUUAAAAUUCCGACAGACGUUCACUGCGGAUCUACCGGUGUCCUCUCACUCUCCAUAACCGGGAAUUGCAACAGCAGCGCGGUUAAAUCUACUCGGCACCCUCGCUGUCAACGUCGGGUGUUGAAUAAGGGACCAUCAAUAAAUUACCGCUUGAUGUUAUGAUAAAUAAUAAAGAAUUUUAUUUAUAACGCACUUUAACAGCUGCUCAAAGACACCUCACAAAGAAAAAGAAGAAAAUAAAAUGAAAAAAAAUAAACAACUUAAAAUACAGGAAAUUAUAGAAAUAAAAUCAAUGAUGUAAAAGGUAAAAAAAAAAGACACAGUAAAAGAACAGAGUCACAGGUUAAAAGCCAAUUUAAAAAGUUGUGUUUUUAAGAGUGAUUUAAAAUUGUGGGGGUCGGUACAUUCUCGGGUGGAUUUGGGGAGUGAAUUCUAGAGGGUGGGGGCAGCAACAGAGAAGGCUCUGUCCCCCCAAGUUCGGUGCUUGGUCUGAGGGGGUAUGGCAAGAAGAUUUCCCUCUGAGGAUUGGAGGGCAUGGGGAAGGGGGGCUGUAGUGGUGGAGCAGGUCUGUGAAGUAGGUGGGGACCCGGUUGGUAAGGGAUUUGUGGGUGAGCAGGAGGAUUUUGAAUUGUAUGCGGUACGAUGGGAAGCCAGUGCAGAUUUUGGAGGAUGGGGGUGAUGUGUUCUCGGGAGUUGGUGCAGGUGAGCAGGCGGGCAGCAGAGUUUUGAAUGUAUUGGAGUUUAUUGUUUAUUAUGUUCUCAAAAAAGGCUGUUUUCCUUCAAUAGCUUCCAUGUCCUGUGACCAAAAGACCUAAAAUUGAUUUCAAAUAAUAGUACUUAUGUCGACCAAUAAGACAACUUUUAUUGUGCCUCUAAAGUUCUUCGUGUGCUCCUUACUUUCUCAACUUAGGAGCACAUGCGCUCCUUGUGAAAAAAGUUAGUGUCGAGCCCUGACUCACCUGUUAAACGGCGACUUUUCUCUUUCUUCCAGGAGCUGCUGAAGCACUGCACAGAGGGUCAGUCCCGCUCCGAACUGCAGGAGGCUCUGAACACGAUGCUGGAGCUGCUCAAGUCUGUCAACGACUCCAUGCACCAGAUAGCAAUCACUGGAUAUCAGGUACCAGCCGUAGACUGUAUAAUAGAUUAGAUUAGAUUAGAUUCGAUAUUCUUUUAUUCAUCCCUCAGCAGGGAAAUCAAAAUUGUUGACAGCAGCAGUACACACAACAACAUACACAUUCACACCGGGUACAAAAACAAAUAAAUAAAGAUAGAAGAAUUAGUGUAAAAUAGAAAGAGCAGAGCAAGAACAGUUUAAAAGACGAGUUUAGAAAGUAUUAAAAGAUCAGUGCCAACAAAAACAGGUACAGAUGUGUGUAGGUAGACUGCAGUGUAGUUGCUGGAUAAUAUACUGGAUGAUAUCGCACAUGAUUCAUAAAUAAAUUAGGGGUGUCUGGGGAAAUAUUGCAGUUGUUGUUGGUGGUGUUGGUCUGCAAGGGACAGGCCUGGCUGUAGAGUCUGAUAGCAGCAGGGAGGAAGGACAAAGACGCUCACUGAAGGAGCUUUCCAGGGCUCUUACAGACUCUUGUAGCGGAUGGGAGACAUUAUCCAGGAUUGCUGACAGCUUUGCCACCAUCCUUCUGUCAAUACCAGCCUGUAAAACAAACAGAUUCAUUGAUUCAUUUGUGAUCAUGUUAUUAAAAUGUGAAUUAGUCUGGUUAAAUAACAUGGCAGAUGUAUCAAAAUUGGAAUAAGUCAUGAACUUCCCCCUUGUUGGUGCCGUUCAUUCAUUCAUGGUAAUAUCCUCUCCAUCUGUGGCAGGGUGACCUCAGCCAGCUCGGCCGGAUGGUGUUGCAGGGGGGCUUCAGCGUUUGGAUCAGCCAUAAGAGCGCAGCAGUGCGAAUGAAGGAGCUAGCCAGAUUCAAGCCCAUGCAGAGACACCUCUUCCUCUAUGAACGGGCUCUCCUCUUCUGCAAGCGCAGAGACGAGGACUCUCACGACAGGACACCUUUCUACAGCUUCAAAUCCUGCCUCAGGGUAGGAAUCGAACCACAUUCACCUGUCAAUGCAGUCCAAUAUCCAAAGCCUCAUCAUGACAAACCCUCUCUCUUCAAAGCUCACCACAUUGUCCUUACAUUGUUAAGCUCAGUCUGACCCUGACGUUGUCUCUUUAUUUGAGUGGUGUAAUCCUCGGUGACGGUUUAUAAUGAAGGUUAUCAGGAAGUGUAAUUAUUUUUCACUCUUUCUACAGAUGAGUGCAGUGGGAAUCACAGAAACGGUGAAAGGAGAUGUGAAGAAAUUUGAAAUCUGGUACAGCGGCAGAGAAGUCGUCUACAUAAUUCAGGUAUUUUUUUGUAUCCCUUUUUUGAACAGCGUUUUAGUGUUUUUAAAGGGAUAUUCCGGUGUAAAUUUAAAUUAUGGUCAAACACACCAUAACACCAAGUUGUAGCAGACUGUAGCAGUCGGCAACAUUCAUCUCUCGAGCGGGUGUCUAAACUCUGUGAUACGGUGUGUAUGUUCCCUUAACUUAAUUUUACUCUGGAAUAUCCCUUUAAGUGUAGGAUAUUGACAGAUAUCUCUUGUGUUUUAUCUGUCUAGGCUCCCACAGUGGAGGUCAAAGUUGCUUGGCUGACAGAGAUACGAAAAAUUCUCACCAACCAGCAGAAACUGCAUCAAGGUUUCUACUUUUGUGGUUCCUCUCAUGCCUCUUUGUUUUUACCUGGUUUCAUUUUGUGACUUAUUCAUCUAAGUUCAAUAUAUGGAUCUGAUACAAUCAAUUUGGUCUCCUUCGUGAUUCCAGCUGUAUUUCUGUCUCCUUUGUCUCUUGUCCUUUUUAUAGAUGACUCUUCUUCACUUCCCCUUUCAGACAACCCUCUCUCUGACAGGUAAUCCUCUCUGUACGACCCCCCCUAUCAUCCUCUAAGUCUGUGUGCGACCUCCCACUACGCGGUGGGGGGAAUGAGCCCUCUCUAUUUUAAUCAAAUGUAAAUUCAGAAACUCAUUUUAAAGAGAAAAUUAGCAUCUUUGUCAUCCACCCUCGAGAAUUGGUAGACGGACGAUAGCUGCGCUGUCCGUGGUGCUGAAUCUGAAACUGCUGAAAUCAGCACCAUGGAGAGCAGCGUCUCAGGCCCUGAUUAGACGGUUUCAAGAAUGCUGACCACGAUAGAAAACAGUUUAUUUAACACACUGACAGGCUGUUUAAACAGUUCGGAGGUGUGCUCGACAUUAAUGCAAUAAAUCCCAGAGCAAAGCAGGGCGCGGGGUGACUAAAUCAGGUGGCUGUACAUGUUAGAUAUUCCCUGUCAAAGUGGAAAUAAUCGAAAAAUUGUCACAAUAUUGUUUGAAGAAGAUGACUCCAAGAUCUUUGAGUUGAUUCUUCUACAUGUUUGCAAUUAUUGUGUGUCUGAGAAAGGGUUAAGGAUCGAGUGGGGUAUUUUUCCAGUGUUUUGGUGGAAGAACAAGUCUGUUAUUUUAACUGAUAGCAUGCUAGCAUGUUAAGCCUUUAGCGAAGGACCGUCAGGUUUUUGCUUUACAACUUAUUGUUGACUCAAAGAGAAGAUUUGUGGUUUCCUUGGGUCAAAAAUCAGGAGGCUUGAGGAUUGAAAUGUGACACAAAUUGAAUGUCCUUGUUAGAAUAGUUAAAGGGAUAUUCUGGCGUAGACACUGAGUUAGACACCCCCAUCGAGAGACGAAUGUUGCUGACCGCUUGCUUCUCUAGUUAUACCAACUUUAGUAACGACCGCAUGAUAGUAAUUCACAGUGGUCUACGUCUCCACGCCCAAACCUCAACCAAAACACCACUCUAUAGCCACAAAUAAUGCUCAGAACAACACCUAACUUCAUCAACAGUACAUAUAGGGUCCCAGCCAUAGUACUAGCCACCAAACAUCUUCUUAGCUUUGCCUUAUUUCUUUAGCAAAGAGACUAAUGCUGCAUUCAAGUUGAAUGCAGUCUGAUUUCCGAUUCGGAAAGAAUAUGUUGUACUGCCCAACGUUUAACUGUGAACAUGGUGAUAUGGUGUUUGUACGAGUAAAAUACUGUGUUAUGCGUUGUUUACGACUGGUAUAGCUAACAACAACGAACAACAACUGACAACAGCCAACGACAGCUGACAAUUGUAAACAAAAGCUAACAACAGGUAACUCUAGGUGUCCAUCUUGGUUUUCCGACUUCUUAAGUGGAACGCCAUCAACUUGGGUGUAACGUCAUUCCUAGCUCCAAGAUCCUACUUCCGAGAUAACUGGAACGCAGCAUAAACACAACUCACUCACUCUCCUCCAGCAGCCGCUUGUUUGUUGGGGAGCCCUGAUGAGUCGAUCACAGAGUGCAGCGGAAAAUUUCCAUGAAGUAAUCAUCAUCACAAUCACUUUGCACUGCAGAUGCUGUAGUUCUUCUGCCUAAGCAUCUCGGUCUGAUUGCAUAUCCAUGAAGUAAUAAUCAUAAAUGUUCUUCCUUAAGCUGCGAAACUCCGCUGCACUCGGUGAUCAACUCGUCAGGGCUGACUUCCUUCUCUUUGCUAAAAAACCAGGCAAAGCUGAAAAAUGUUUGAUGGGUCCUUUAUGUACUGUUGAUGAAGUUAGGUGCUGUUCUGAGCAUUACAGUAUUUGUGGCUAUAGAGUGACGUUUUGGUUGAGGUUUGCACGUGGAGAUGUAGACCACUGUGUAUUGCUAUCGUGUGGUUGUUACUAAAGUUGGUAUAACUAGAGAAGCAAGCGGUCGGCAACAUUCAUCUCUCGAGGGGGUGUCUACCUCGAUAUUACGGUCUUCGAAAUUGAAUUUGUUCACAAUUUAAAACUACAAGUCUUAUUUUCAAUAGACCCAUUCAUAAAUAUUCACAGUCUAACUGUGUCCGAGCAUGGGAUAAUAAGGGAUUUUUGACUCUUAUCAACUAAUGUAUGCUGUGAAUGUUUCUCACUUUUGAAUGAUGGUUGUACAUUUGGGUCACCAAGCAUUUGCGAGUAAUUCUCUAGCAGACUGGUGUGCUGAUGUAGCAAAGUUUUCUUUAAAUUUUUGAAGCUACAUGGGGGAAAAAAUGCUGCCCUAAUCAGAUGACACCUGACUGUGGAUUAUUUGCAAAUACUGAUUAAUCGAAGCCUGAUAUGUGUGAAGAAUACUGUACGGUCAAAGUGAUGUAACCAUGUAUUUCAGCAAUCUCUGGUUUCACAGAUACACGACCUCAUCUUAUAAAAAGAGAUGCUGAAAUACAUGUGAGUGUGAACUUACUGGAAUGCUGUUUUAUUUAACAGAAUGUGGAUGAGCUCGUUUUGUGACACAGUGGGUGUUGUUGUUGUUGUCGUUUUUGUUGUUUUUGUUUGUUGUGGUUGUGCCUUGUUCCCAUGGUGAUGGGGUUUAGUGCAUCAGAGAUGUGUGUGUCGUGGGGCGGAGCAUCGGUGGGAGGCUGCUCAGCGUGUCUCCCUGUUCCUCACAGCUCCUCGGCAACUACCCGCACCUACAGGCACAGAGGGGAGGAGUCAACGCACAGUAGCCCCGCCCACUCAGACCCUGUGGUUCACUCGCCUCGACGCAGUAAGUCACUGAUAAUUUUUUUAUUUUUACAAAUUUAUCUGUUUAAAAAAACUAUACUAGAAAUUCAAAGAUACCGAAAUUCAGACAUAUCAUCAGUACUUUUUUCAAACACAUGCUUCAACCCUGAGCACAGAAACAAGAAAAUAUAAGCAUAUCAUUAGGGUGACCAUAUUCUGAAUCCUCAAAAAGAGGACAUGACUACUGGGGCGUUGCGUGUAGUUAAUUUUGAGAAUUUUUUCGGGUCGGACUGAGUGUUUUUUUAUAUACUUUUAACUCAGUAAGUCCAUGUGACACAAACUCAAAACUACCAUACAAAACCUCAGACAUUUGAAGGGUCUUGUAAACUCUCCCAGACAGGCCCCAAAAAAGAGGACAUGUCCUGGUAAAAGAGGACGUAUGGUCACCCUAAUUUAGCCAUUUUGGCAUCUAAAAGAAAACUGGGAAAAGAAAAAGAAAAAAGGGAGCGAACACAACCUUUGUGAAGUUACUUAUUAGUUCGUGACCUAUUUGACGUAUGGUUUGGCCAGUCUUUUCAGCCAAAAUUGACCAUAUCUGACAUGAAGUGUACAUAGAUAUAGUUUGUAGUUUGUAGUCUCUCAGCUCUGUUGUCGUCUGCAGCCUGGCCCGUCCACGCACACUCAGUGGCGAUCUGUGACGGCCUGGAGGACUGGGGUGCUACGGAUCUCUCCAACAUAUCUGACUCAGACGAGGAGGAUCAGCCAGCCCCCCUGGUAGGAUUUUAUCAUGAUCAUGACGCAGGAUAUUCUGGUGGAUUUAUUAUUAGGAUAUGCUUACUGUAUUUCAUUCUCCUCCUCUUUUCUCUCCUUCAUUCAUUCAUUCAUUCAUCGCUGGUUGAUAUUAGGUAAGAUCUAAUCCUGAACUCAAUACCGGUCUAUUUAAAUGUGUUAUGAUGCAUUUUGGGCUGUUUCACAUGUGAAGAAGGUAUCAGAAUGCACAGCUCACCUUAGUUUCACCUGUCCUCUGAUCCAGGUGGCGGGCAGGUACAGGGUCAUGGUGGAGAGCAGUAUGGCCAGCACUGAUGACAUCAUCUUUAACUCUGGCGAUGUGAUCCAGCUGCUUCACGAGGAUGUGUCGGGAAUGUGGUAAAACAGACGACUUAUUUCAGAAAUCAGGCGCAAACAUAGACUGUAUAUACCAUGGAAAAUUUGUUUCCGCCUUCCUCCUGUAUACAGAUUUAAAGCCGAAAAGCUCUCAGUAAUUCCGCGUUUUUUCUCCUCUUCCUGAAACCAACAUUGGCAGUAGCGUUGUACACAUUCAGCGGGAGAGUUGCCGAGAGUCAGGGUGAUGACGCUCGGCUCAAACAGCGUAUCCCCCGGGUGAACUACACAAUCUUCGUACGCCCAUAGGCUGUAUCAGGUGUCAAUCAUAGAAAACAUGAACCCCCUAAUAACUUUUAAAAAUGAAGCUGUACAGAAAAAAGAGGACUUGAGCACAAACUAGUCUUACAGGAACUACAUGUCAACAUCACAAGCUGGGGGGAGAAAAAUGUAUAUUUAGUGUAAUUAAUUUCUAAAGUUUGUCCACAGCUCCAUAGGGAUUGCUGGAGGAGGUGAGAUCUAUGACCUAUACUGCAGCCCGUCACCAGAGGGAGCUGUGAGUGGCUUCACCCAGCGAGGAGGCAGAUGGCGUCCAUUCUAUAUACAGUCUAUGGGCGCAAAAAAUUCUGCUGAUAAAAUUAUAACCUAAUCUGUCAACUGACACUUCUGUGUGUGUGUGUGUGUGUGUGUGUGUGUGUGUGUGUGUGUGUGUGUGUGUGUGUGUGUGUGUGUGUGCGUGUGUGUGAUCACAGGAUGGUCAGGAAUGUUAGUCGUGGAGAAGAAGGCCGUGUUCUACCUGAGGACCUGCACAGGAUUCUGGGAGAGACCUGCUGAGAGCCAGUCAGAGCCAAGGACAGAUGACACCUGUGUCCGUUUCUGGGAUCAUCCUGUUCUUGAAAACCUGACACACAAAAACACACACUCAUACACACACACACGAAACAAACACUCCAUCAACUUCCCGGACAAACGUCAAAGGGCAUCUGCCUCUUGAUCAUCAGACGAUGGAUCGAAGCACAUCAAUCGUUAGUUUAGUCGUCACAUGACCGUGAAACUUUCACCUCAGAGAGCUGUAAACUACAGAGCGGACCUCAGAAGAAUGUAACAGUGCAAAGCACACACAUGUGGGACCUAACAAAACCAACGCCUCAUUUUACUUUACCCGUCUUUUCCAGCGUAAUCCAGCGUAAUAUUUGGACUCAUGGUUGAAAAUAGAUGUUUAACAGGAGUGUCAUCUAUAUAUAUAUAUUUACAAAAUGGACUUUUGUUCAAGACUUAAACUUUUAUCAUUUCUAUUUUCUUAUGAAACAGGAAAGAAAUUGUGUAUGGUUUCUAACAUAUCAUUACGUUUAUGUGCCAAACAGCUCAGCUAGUUUCUGUGGCUUCUUUUUGACUUACACUCUCACAAAAUGGAAAUAGCUUUACAUUGUGGUGUUAUAUCUUCUGGUAGGGGAAAAAAACCUACAUCAACCAGCUUGAGAAUUUGUAUGGGAUGUUGUCACUAACCAAAAAUUGCCAAGUUUACUUUAUCAGUGGAGGUGAUGAUUAGAAGAAAGCACGAAAAGGAGUGCAGCCCAAAAGUGAAACUUGUGCGAUCAAAUGGAGAAAGGUUUAAAGGUUUGCAAUAUGCCUGAUACACGUGGUUACAUCUGCAUCAUACCAGCCACUGUGCUUUUCUCUUUUUUCAUAGGUGAGAACAGCAAAUGUUGUUUUGUAUAAUCAAGAGCAGCCAGUCCUUUUAGCAGUUACCAACAUUUGCUCUUCACACCAAGUAAGGGAUAUGAGCAUAGAUCGCAAAAGUGCUUUUUUUAGUGCAUACUGCAUGUGCAAACAUAAACUCUGUUUAGCCAUACUCUUCUCGAUGUAUGUGUGAAAUGCGAAUUUUAUUUGGAACACAAAGAAAGAGACUUGGACACAGUUUGCUGAAGAUAAUACAGAUGCCCUCAUUCCUAGCAGCCAGUGGUCUGUUUAGAGGGGAGGGAUGCAUAUGUGGAAAUAUCAGUGUAAACCCUUACCAGAUCUUCUUUUUGAAAUAACAUAGCAGGCCAGUGAACGCCAUAGCAUACUGGCCUUUUUUUCCCGUGUAUGUACCCUCAUCUGAAAACUUAAUCUAAGCAGAUCCAUCGUCGUGUUCCUCUUGAGCUUCUCCUGCUAUGACAAGUGAAAAUGUUUAGUGCUAAAAAAAGGCAUAUCGAUGCAGCACUCAAGAUGGACAGUCUGGGACAGGGACUGCAGCAGCACGUAUGCAGGAUGAACACUGUGUACUUGUGCAUGACUUCUACAUCUGCAGUCAGUGCAGCUGGUUGUUGUAACUCUGGUUGUUUGAGCGACUUACUUUGCCUAUGGAUUCUUUUUUACUUUUGCUGCUGUUCAUGGCAAUAUUUCUCUUUAUGUUUUGUUGGCAGCAAUUCUUCCACUGAAUGAAUUUAACACAAAUACUGAGAUGAGAUAAGCUUUACUGCUUGUUUGCUGCUCUGCAUGAUCAAAUCACUGCACAUGCCUUCUGCUUUCUCUCUGUCUGUACUGCUUCAUAACACCAACAGGGGAAAUAUGCUCAGUGUUGGAUUGUAACUGUAAAACCCUCAAGAUCCGCGUUUAGCGCUUCACGUCGGCGACGCGUAUCUGCUCCGUCGAGUACGCGUAUUUGGAGCGUUGCAGCAGCGUAGUGUAGCCCCCGGUUAGCUUGGCUCAGUAUAGAGGGAAAAACAUGUUCACAACGGGUUGUUUUGCCUUUCUGUGGUCUAUUUCCUGCUAAUUUGGAUAAAACUCGGUGACUGUUGAGCUUCUAUUGUAUGUGAAAAAGCAACAAGUUUCGGUUUUUGCAGGUUAAUUCGUGUCUAAUGAAGUAAACUUUAUGCUAUGCUGUUAGCUUCAGACAGAGUUAGCAGCUAAAAGUCCGGUUGGGCUCCACAUAGAUCAGGGAUUGACUAUCGGAUUGUUCUUUGUUACUGAUAAAUCCAUAACCAGGAAGUACUUCUCAUCUACACGAACUGAUAAACAGUCGGAAGUCCGCAUAUGGUGUUUUAUUUUGAAAUUUACCGUAUGACAUGCGCGGUUUCCGUGCUUUACAUCCUGCCCAGAACGGUCUUUCCUGUGGCGAUUGACAAGUACAGAGCUGAGACGCAUCCUGUGGGGUUUGCACAUAUACUGAACAUAGUAUAUACUGCAUAAAGUAUAUACAGUCUGUGGGUUUGCAGCAUUGAUUAAAAUGGAGAUCUAUUUGCUGCGUGACACACGGCGCUGACAAUACGCGCUCAAUACGGAUUCUAUGGGCUUUAGGUUUUACAUUGUGGGUUACAGAAACAUUCACUUUGGAUUUAGGUUACUAAUAACUGAGGACAAGUUGAGUGACUCCAAACUGCCUACUUUUAAAACUGCCCAAACUGUUUGGCUUCAUUAAAACACAGUGUGAAAAGUGGUUAUCAUACACUGCCACUACACUGUCAUAUUAUUUCUAAAGGUUAGACAGUGUAAAGUUACGGACAAUCUGUGAAUAUGUAAAUGAUACAAAUAUAGAUUUGACAUGAAAAACAACUUUGGAAAAAAAAAAGUCAUGUAAAUCUGACUCUUCGAUGUUGACACUCUGUUAUCAAGUGAAAAAGUACAUUACAUUCUUUAAGUCUUAGCUCCAUCUUUGAAUAUAAUCUAAUCUAAUCUCAUGGCAGGUGGUACCUCAUCUAAGAAUAGCAAUAUGAAUAUAGGUCUGUUUUCACUGUAUAUGACAUAAUAUAGUGGGAACAUUGGAAGCACUUUAAAGUGAGUUUCAGACGGUGUCUUAAAAUUCAGCUCUUUCCUAGGAAAAAAACAAUAGUUAUGUUUAAUUUAUUCGUAAUCCACUUGAAACAGGCAUCAGAGGUGUUUCAUAGAUUUGUUUAGUCAGGCUAGAAUCCGUCUUUUCACUGUACCUUAAAGUGGUGUCUGCUACUUCUGCUCAUUUUGCACUUUUUGGAUAUUUUGAAUCAUUGUGAAAGCUUGUAUAUUAAUGCAUUAUGUACAUGAUUAUUUUCCAAAAUAAAAGCACAGUAUUAUUCAUUUUGA